AAGCGAAGAACAAACAAGAUCUUUGAAUCAUUUCUUCUUCUUUUCUAUCUUUUUUUUUAAUCAAAGAGAGAACUUUUUUGUUCAGAUAUGGCGUUAGCUGUUACUUCUUCGUCUGCAGCGAUCUCUGGAUCUAGUUUCUCGCGUUCAGGGUCUUCUGCUGAUCGUAAAGCUCCACAAAUCAGCUCUCUGAGGUUGUCGGAUGGAGCCCAUGUCGCAGCUUCUUCGGUCGUGCAUAUUUCUCAGAGACGCUCCUCCGUAAAACCCUUGAACGCUGAGCCGCCGAAACGCAGCGAAUCCGUUGUUCCUCGAGUGGCAACAAUCUCUGCUCCUGAAGUUGAAGAGAAAGGAACUGUUGAGGAUUUCGAGCAGCUUGCAAAGGAUCUCAGCGGUGCUUCUCCGCUCGAAAUCAUGGACAAAGCCCUCGAGAAAUUCGGAAACGACAUCGCAAUUGCCUUCAGUGGUGCUGAAGACGUAGCACUGAUCGAGUAUGCUCGAUUAACCGGGAGACCCUUUAGGGUUUUCAGCUUGGACACUGGUAGACUCAACCCGGAAACAUACAGAUUCUUCGACGCGGUGGAGAAACACUACGGAAUUCGGAUCGAAUACAUGUUUCCGGAUUCGGUUGAAGUUCAGGGAUUGGUGAGGAAUAAGGGUUUGUUCUCUUUCUACGAAGACGGGCACCAAGAGUGUUGCCGUGUGAGAAAGGUAAGACCUUUGCGUCGUGCCCUGAAGGGUCUUCGAGCUUGGAUCACCGGGCAGAGGAAAGACCAAUCGCCCGGGACAAGAUCCGAGGUUCCUGUGGUGCAAGUCGAUCCGGUUUUCGAAGGGCUGGAAGGUGGGAUAGGUAGUCUAGUGAAGUGGAACCCUGUAGCUAAUGUCGAAGGUAAUGAUGUCUGGAACUUCCUGAGAACGAUGGACGUGCCCGUGAACUCGUUGCACGCUCAGGGUUACGUAUCGAUCGGGUGUGAGCCGUGCACGAGGCCGGUGCUUCCGGGUCAGCACGAGAGGGAAGGAAGGUGGUGGUGGGAAGAUGCAAAGGCGAAAGAAUGCGGUUUACACAAGGGGAAUCUCAAGGAGAGCGGUAAUGGUGAUUCAGGAGCUGGCGAGGAGAAAUCCGCCAUUGUCGAGGAUAUAUUCGAGAGCAAGAACCUGAUCACAUUGAGCAGAGCAGGAAUCGAGAAUCUGAUGGCACUCGAGAACCGUAAAGAGCCAUGGAUCGUUGUCCUCUACGCCCCUUGGUGCCCAUUUUGUCAGGCGAUGGAGGGAUCGUACGUAGAACUGGCGGAGAAAUUGGCCGGAAAAGGAGUGAAGGUGGCGAAAUUCAGAGCGGACGGUGACCAGAAGGAGUUUGCGAAGAAAGAGCUUCAACUGGGGAGCUUUCCGACAAUACUUCUGUUCCCGAAAAGUGCUCCGAAACCCAUCAAGUAUCCGUCGGAGAAGAGAGACGUCGAUUCGCUCAUGUCAUUCGUGAAUCUUCUCCGGUGACAGUCGUCUGAACUGAGAUGAUGAUGAACUCGUCGACCGACCCUCCUUUUUUUUCUUUCCCUUUUUGGUGAGGAAGUGAUUGAGAUGAAGUAAUGAUUCAUCGAAAUCUUGUUUGAUUAUGAAUCGAAAAGAAUAAAAGGGACUCUUGUAUCUUUUUUUUUUUAAAUGUAAUAUAGCGUGUUGGGUUUUCUUACAAAACCCUUCGGCCUGUCCUUUUAUGUCCUGUUUCUCUUCUCUGAUGUAAAGAGGAAACUAGCUCGUGUAAUGGAAUGGAUGUAAUUUGCGCCAAAA
Molecule: messenger RNA, 1776 nt
Organism: Tarenaya hassleriana
Lineage: Eukaryota; Viridiplantae; Streptophyta; Magnoliopsida; Brassicales; Cleomaceae
Product: 5'-adenylylsulfate reductase 2, chloroplastic-like
Exons: 5
Coding region: 88-1485 (465 amino acids)
Molecular function (GO): phosphoadenylyl-sulfate reductase (thioredoxin) activity
Source: RefSeq, a predicted model, not a curated record